This is a messenger RNA of Trichomonas vaginalis G3, 26589 nucleotides long. Its product is annotated as biological adhesion protein. The record is from RefSeq and is a predicted model, not a curated record. Bases 1 to 26589 code for a protein of 8862 amino acids. Lineage: Eukaryota; Parabasalia; Trichomonadida; Trichomonadidae. The transcript has a single exon.
AUGCAGAACUUACCUCCUAAUUCAGGUAAAGGCGGGUUCCAAUCGAACCACAAUAUGAAGGUUACUCGUGGAAAGAAUAACUCGCAACUUGGUAUGUCAGCAUUACUUAUUCACAAUCAAUUAAAUGCAUCACUGGUAGAACCAAUACAAGUUUUACAACAAAUAGUCGAAGAUAAAUACCCUCAAGAUAAAUGGAAUGAAUACGUUCAAGAAAUUAAAUUUGAACCAUUACAUAACUUAGGGCAAUCUAUUGUUAAUGCAAAACAAUACGGAAAUUUAAAUUACAAUAGUGAUAUUAGUGAUAAAAUAAACGAAUUACAAGCUGAAAUCGCGAAAUUUAAAUCUGAAUCUGACGAAUUAAAACGCAAAUUACAGGAAAAAGACCAGAUAAACAACGAAAAUGAUGAUGAACUAGCUCAGAUAAAGCAGAUUUUGAGCGAUUUCGCUAAUCGUUCCGAAAAUGAAUCUUUACAAGAUAUCAAAGAUAACUACAAUGAUGGAAAACUUACAUCAACGCAGUUCUUGUCUUCGGUAUUAGAGCAAGCUGAUCAGAAAUCUAACGAUAUUGGAUUGAGAUUCGAUGGCUUUAAUUUGCCGAAUAAUUCUGACGCGUCAAAGCAUGCUACGAACUAUCAAAACCAGUCAAAUACAUACUUAAACAUCAUCAAUCAAUCGAUUGAUAAACUGCAAGUACUUGAAAAUCUUCUCGAAAUAACAGAAUUUGAAAAUGAUCAAUCGAAUCCAGAAUCUCUUCCAAUAAGAAUACGCGGAAUAACACGAGAAUUACAGAAUAAGAUCAAUGACGCCAAUAAAGCUAUCGAUAAAGCUAAAAUCCAGAAAGAUGCGAUCAAAAAACAGGAACAAGAUCUGAAAAAGCGAGAAAUCGAUUUCCAGCAGUUAACUAGAGAUGAAUUGCAGAACAAAUUAGCCGAAGUCGAGAGUUUACGUGAAAAAUUAGCAAAUCAACAAAAAGAUGAAUUAACUGCUGCUCAGAAGAAAGAACUGGUAGAUAAGAUACAAUCAUUAGAUGAGGAAAUUACUACUCUUCGUGGAGAAAUCAAACUCAAAGACGAAAAAAUAAAUAAUCUAAAUAACGAUCUCAACAGGCUUCAAAUCGAAAAGGAAUUACAAAUAGAAGGCGAAAAGAUGCUCAAGAAUCAACAUGAACUUAUCGAAAACGGAUUAAAUCAAAGAGUUGAAAAUCUUGAAAUUCAAAAUGAAAAAUUAAACAAAGAAGUCACAGAUUUACGCAACCAGCAGAAUACUAUUAAUAAUGAACGUGCUGAUUACAUGGCAAAGAACCAGUUUUACGAGCAAAUGAACAAAGAUUUGCAAAAUCGACUUCAAAAUGCCGAAAAAGAACUCAAUGAUCUCAAGAAAGGAGAUACAGAUGUAUCCAAAUUACGGUUCAAGAUCGAAGCCAACAAAGAAAAGAUCCAAGAACUGAAAGAAAAGAACAAAGAAAAUAAAAAGAGGGCAAAUGACUUAGAAAAGCAAUUAUACGAGAUGAAAAGUGAUUCCGCAAUCAAGAACAAUGAAAACAACAUGUUAAAUAUCCAAAAUUCAAGACUUGAAGCGGAAAAUUCAGAAUUAAAGAAGAAGAAUGGAGAUAUCGAACGAGAACUCAUGGAAAUGAAACACAAACAAAUAUUAGCUGAAUCAAAAUCAAACAAUGCUAAGUCUCUUCUUAAAGAAUUGAAAGAUAAAAUCGAUUCCAAUCCAAAUCAAACGAAAAUACCAAUGGAUGAUAAAGAAAAAGAGAAAGAAUACAAUUCUCUCAUCCAAAACCUCAAAGACCAACUUUCACAAUUAAAUAUCGAAAAUAAUAAUCUAAAAAGUAAAAAUGAAUUGGCAGAAUCAAAAUUAACAAAGAAAGAAGAUAAAAUCAAAGAGCUCAAAGCAGAAAACAAACAAUUAAAUUCCGAAAUUUCUGAUUUGAAGGACAAAUUAAAUGAAUUGGACAAACAAAACUUCAAAACUAACUUCAAACUCACAAAUCUUGAAGAACAACAUAAAGAACUCAAAGAUAUGUUGAACAGUCCAGAUAAAAGUCCUCUUAUAAGUCCAAUAAGAAGAAAUUCAACAUGGGAUGAUUCACAAACAGAAUUAAUGUCUCCAAGAAGUGAAAAUGAUCCAAAAAACUUUGAAAAAUUGGAAAGUGAACUGAAAGAAAUGAAGUCAAAAAUUGACCAAAUUAAUUCAAAAUUGAAUGGAACACCGACUCAAAAUUCAACAUUACAUGAUAUUGAGAAACACAUUGAUGUAUUACUAAAAGACAUUGAGAACAAAGAUAAAGAGAUACAAGAUCUUUUACAGUUGAUAAAGAACGACAAUAAACAUAAGAUUUGUAUUCCUCCAAGUAGUUUCAUCAAAAAAGAUAAAGAAGAUUACGAAAAAUUCAAUGAUGAUUUAAUGAAAAUUGCUGUUGGAUUCAACAUUUACGAUGAUGAAACAAUCAAGAAGAAGAUACAUAUAUUAACUUUGGAAGAUGAACUUCGAAGAUUAAUAGAAGAUAACAAUUAUAUUCGUGAACAAGCGAAAUUACAAAAUAUUAAAUUAAUUCCUGCUGUUUACAAAUAUGAUUUUGAUGUUUCUAAAGUCAACAAACAAUGUGCAGUUGUUUUAAGUGAUUCUGAUGAUGACGAAGAUAUAGAAAAUGAACUCCAAGAAAAGAUAAGAAACAAAAAAUUUGAAAAUGAAGAAUACAUCAAACAAUUGUCAUCAAAGAACAUUGAUUUACCAUCAAAUCAAUAUAAUUAUGAAAGAAUUGAUGAAUUGGAAGAUAUAAAUGACGAAUUGUUUGAGAAACAAAACAAUUUGCAACAUGAAAUUUACUUUAAGUUAAUGAGUAUGAUCAUGGAAUAUAAUCCUUUGGAAAGUUUGAUGUCGAGAGAAAUCAAUUUCGACGAAAACGAAAUUCCUAAUGAAGAAAACAUGAAAAAUGUCUUGGCAAAACAAGAAAUGGCAAUUGGAAAAUUGGAAUCAGAAAACAAGAAAUUAAAUGAUUUAGUUGAUGAAUUAAAUCAAAUGUUUGAUAAUCCUCAAGAAAACAAAGAUAAAUGUCAAUUACUUAAAGAAAAUAUCAUCAAACAAAUGAAAGUUGAAAAACAAAAUCAAUUGACACAAACAGAAAUUUCAAUUUCUAAACUGACACCGAAAUUCGAUUCAGAAGAAAGUCAGUAUUAUGAAAGUGAUGGAUAUAAUAAAGAUACGAGUUCAUUGUCAAAUGAUGGAGAAGUUCUUAAUUUGGAUGAAUUUUUGCAAGAAUUAAAAGCUGUUGAUUCUGAUAAUAAUUCUCAAAUUGAAGAGAAAAACAAGUGCUUGCAAGAUUUCAUUGACGAAAUAUCUAAACAAACAGGUAAUAAAUAUCCAAUUGAACCUGUAAAGAAAUCGAGUUUCAUCAAACAAAACAAUGAUGAAGAAAUUUCUGAGCCAACAAUGGAUUCUGAAACAGAAGAUGCAAGAAAACUUAAUCAGAUCUUGCAAAACAAGAUCCAGGAUAUAAUUAAUCCAUCAGAUUCCAAUGAUUUGGAACAAAUUGACUUAUUAGAUAUAGCUAAUACUGUUUCUCAAAAGAAAGAAAACAAAUCAUCAUCUUCUUCAGAUUCUCAACAAAAAGACAAUCAUGACCAGAAAGAAAAAGAAAUUAAUAAUAACUCUGAUUCUGAACAAAAGAAAGGAAAAGAGAAUUUAGAUUCUUCAGAUAAGAAUGAAAAAGAAAAUGAAGUUGUUGAUCCAAUUAAGAAAGAGAAAGAAGAUCAAAAGAAAGAUAAAGAUCCACAACAAAAGAAGGAAUCAAAGAAGAAGAGAAGACAUCAUAGAAAUAAGAAAUCAUCAUCAGAAGAAAAUCCGGAAGAAAGCAAAGAAAAUCUUGAUUACAAAGAUCUUUAUGAAAAAUCACAAAUUACCAAUGAAUUGUUGUCAAAUGAAUUAGAACAACUUAGAAAGGAAUUGCAGAAUUUGGCGAAAGAAAACAGAGUUGAAGUUCAAUGCCAAACAGAACAAAAUGCUUAUUUCGAUGAAUUUACUGUAGAUUCAAAUGACAACAAAGAAGAUAUCGAAGAAAAGAAUAAACAACUUCAAAAAUUAGUAGACGAAUUGAAGACAAAGACAACUCCAAAAUCAGAAGAUCCAAUUGAAGAAGCAAAGAAUCAACUCAAAGAUCUAAUUGAAGAAAACAAACAACUCAAAUCUGAACCUUCAUCAGAUAAUGUGAACAAAUUAAAUGAUAAUAAAUCUCUUGACGAAUUGAACGAAGAGAUUGAAAAAUUAAAACAAGAAAACAACCAAUUAAAGAAUGAAAAUCCACUUAAAACAAAUGAAUCACUACAAAAUCAACUCAAAGAACUCACAAAAUUACAAUUCGAAAAUACAAAGAGAGUUGAAAUUUCUAUUCAAACCGAUUUCCAUGAUUUGAUUAAUAAGAAUGAAAUAAGUAGUGAUGAUAAUGAUGUUUUAAUGAUUGAUUACUAUGUAACAGAAAGUGAUGGAAAAGAAGACAUCAAAGCAAAGAAUGAACAACUCAAGAAAUUACUUGAAGAACAACUUUCAAGAAAUGAAGAAGAAGAAAAUCCAGAGAAACAACAUGAAGAUGCAAAACAAAAACUCAAAGAACUAAAGAAAGAAAAUACUAAAUUACAAGGAAAGGAAAAGAAACAAAAACGUUGUAGGAAAGGUCAUCAUCACAAAGAAAAUGAAAUUUCUGAAGAAAUUAAAUUGGAUUCAUUACCGAAAGAAGAAGAAAAGAAACAUCUUGAGGAAGAAGAAUCAGUUGCAUUUGAUAUUGAUGAAUCAUUGCAUCAGAAAUAUCCACAAGAAUCAGAUCAACUUGAAACAAACAGCGAAUUGUUGAAAGAAAUCAAUGAUGAUUCAAAUUAUAUUAAGGUUUCAUCUGACAAUGAAUCAAAGAAAGAAAUAAUUAAUUAUCCAUCUGGUAUCGAAUCAGAUCAAUUUUCUAAGAAAGAAACUAUUAAUAGUUCAGAUGAAAUCCAAAUUUCUUCUGACAAUGACUCAAAGAAAGAAAUAAUUAAUUAUCCAUCUGGUAUCGAAUCAGAUCAAUUUUCUAAGAAAGAAACUAUUAAUAGUUCAGAUGAAAUCCAAAUUUCUUCUGACAAUGACUCAAAGAAAGAAGAAAAACUCAAGUCAUCUAAAUCUGAUAGUUAUUACUCUGAAGAAGAAGAAACUGAAAAGGAUUCUCAAGUUUCCAAAGAAAGAAAACAUCCUAAGAAACAAGGAAAAUCUAAUAUUUCUUCCGAAGAAAAACUUUCAAACGAUGAAAAUGAAGAAAAUCAAGUUUCCAAAUCAGAAAAGCGACCAAUGAAGUCUAAGUCUUCUAAGUCAGAUGAAAAUUCUUCAGAUAAUAAAUCAGACAAUAAACUUUCUGAUGAUCUUAAGAAGGAUGAAAAACAUAAAUCAGCUAAAUCUGAUAGUUAUUACACAGAAGAAGAAUCAGAAAAAGUUUCUAAUGAAGGAGAUAGUGCUUCUAAGGAAAGAAAACAUUCAAAGAAAGAAGGAAAACUAAAAUCAGACAAUAUUACUCCAGAAAACGAAUCAGAAAAACUUUCUACAAAACCAAAGAAAGAAGAAAAUCUUUCUUCCAAAUCAGGUAAAUCCAAAUCAUCUAAAUCAGAUGAAUAUUACACAGAAGAUGAAUCAGACAAAGCAUCUAAGGAAGAAAAUGAGGAAAAGCCAUCAAAGAAGGAAAGAAAGUCCAAAUCAUCUAAGUCAGAUAGAAGUUCUUCAGAAAAUGAAUCAGAAGUUUCUAAUGAACCAAAGAAAGAAGACAAAGUUAAAUCAAAUGAAGAUGAAUCAGAUAAAGGUUCUAAACAAUCAAAGAAAGAAGGAAAAGUUUCAUUCGAAGUUAAGAAUGAUAAGAAACCAAAGAAAGAAGUAGAUGAAAGUGAAUCGUAUUAUUACUACUAUUCUUCAUCUUCUUCCAACGAUGAUGAUAAUGAAAAGACAUUAGAUGAACUUCAAGACGAAAUCAAACAGUUACAAGCAGCAAACAAAGAAUUAGGAGAAUCCAAUGAUAAAACAAUAGAUGAUGAAAGAAAAUUAAAUGAAGAAUUGCAACAGAAACUCAAAGAUUUGAUGGAUAAGAACCAACAAGACAAAGAAAACAAGAAAGAUUACAAGAAGUUAUACAAAGAUCAGAAAGAACAAAACAAACUGUUAUCAGCUGAAUUAGAACAAAAAGACAAAGAAAUCAAACAAUUAUCAGAAAAUCUCAAACAAAACAACAAUCAAUCAGAAUAUACAGAAUAUUACACAGAAUCCGCUGAUGAAAAUGAGAAACCAAAGUCUAAAAAUGCUGAUAAAGAAAAACCAGAUUCCAAAGAUAAUUCCGAUAAACAAAUCGAUCAAAUCAAGGAAGAAAACGAGAAACUCAAAGAUGAAAUCAAGAAGUUGAGAGAUUUGAUUGAAGAAAGUCCAGAAGAAACAGAAGAAAUGUCUGAACUAGAAAAGGCAAAGAGAAAACUCAUCAAAUUACAAGAUGAAAAUGCCAAAUUAUUGAAAUUAAUUGGACAAGAAAAGAAAGAAGAAUUAUCUGAAAGUUCUGAUUUCGAUGAACCAAUGAAUAAAUCAUCCCAUUUAGUUCCACAAAAUCAAUCAGAUUCUGAUUCAGACAAUCCGAUUCCUCUUUCUCAACUCAAAACAGACAGAAAGAUCAAAUUUGAUGAUUCACCAAAUGUUCAAUCAAACGAAAAUAUUCCUCUUGCAAGAAUGAAGAGAGAAUACAUCAACUCCAAAGGUUGUUUGAGAGUUGAAAACACUUCUUCUGGUACUUCUGUUUCCAUUAACAGUUCUGAUAUCGAAGAAAGAUUAGCAGCAAUGGAUAACAUGACUCUUGAAGAUGUUAACAAAGAGAUCAAAACCCUCAAAGCUUCUAAUCAUAAUCUAAUUAAAUCAUCAGGAUUAUUCAAUAUCCCAAUGAAUUCAGAACCAGAUGAUUUAACUGAACCAUCAAAUAUUGUUUCACAAACAAUGAUUGAUCAGCUCAAACACGAAAACAAAGAACUGAGAGAUCACAUUGGAGCAAUGGAACAAAGUUAUGAAGACCAGCUUUCCAAAUUAAGAGAACAAUUAGAGUUAUUAAACUCUGAAAAUCCAAAUCUCCUCAGAGAUAUUGAGAACAAACAAAAAGCUCUGGAAUUGAAAGCAAAUGAAAAUGAUGACGAAAAAACAGUUCAUGAUAAAAAUGUUCAGCUCAAGAACAUGUUACAACAAUACGAAGAAAAACCUGUUGAAGUCAUUGAUAAUGUUGAUGAUGCGAAGAAGAAAUUAAUUGAUCUUGCUUUAGAAAACAACAAAUUAAAGAAGGAAGAAGAAAAGAAAUUGAACAAAGAGUCGAAACGUCAUAAGAGGAAAGUCAACAAUGAUGAAGAUAAUGAUUAUAAUUCUAGUUCUUAUGAAUACUAUUAUUCAAGUUCAUUCGAUUCUGGAGAAGCUGUUUCGAUUUCUUCUAAUGAUGUCUUACAUUCAUCACAAGAACAAAUUAAACAACAAGUUCAAGAACAAACUAAAGAAUUAGAUCUCGAAGAUUUGAAGAAAGAAAUAGAGAAACUUAGAGAUGCAAACGAGUUCCUAAAGACAUCAAAUCAAAUGCAUCAUAAAUCUCUUAAAGAAGAAAAGAAAUUGAACAAAGAAUUACAAGAAAAACUUAAAAAAUUGACGUAUCAUGAAAAUCUUUCAAAGGAAACACAAACACAAGUUGUCAAAGAAAUGUCCAGUGAUUACUAUUAUUCUGAUGAUGAUAUCAAGUCUUUGCAAUCAAGAACUGCUAAAGAUAUCGAAGAACAAAAGAAUAUUAGUGAAAUUAUUUCACCAGAAAAAACAGAUUUCGAGCAACUUUACAACGAACAAAAAGAUGCAAAUGACAAAUUAAGACAUGACAUAAAGAAACUCAAAGAAGAACUCGAAGAUGCUCAAAGAAUGACACAAUUCAAACAACCACAACCAACAAUUGAUGAUAGAUCUGUUGGUUCAAUUCUUAAUGAUAAUGAUUCUUAUAUACCUAUCAAUAAAUCAUUUGAAGAAACUCCAGAAGAUAACCAAUCAUUCUCAAGUACUUCUUCAUCAUCAUUCCAUAAUGAUACUCAAAUUACUGACAUUGAUAAUAUUACACCAUUAUUCUAUGAUCAUUUGUCUAAAACAAGUGAUGCAUCAACUCCUUCAUCUUCAAAUCAAUUGGUUGAUCAAUUGAACAAAGCAAAUGAAAUUAUCAAUGCUUUGCAACAAAUUGUCAACCGUCCGAAAUGCAACAUUUCCGUUCAAACUGAUAAAGAAUCUGAUUUACAAAUCAAAGAAAAAGUUGAUCAGUUAGUUGUCAGUGAAUCUGAUGAUGACAAAGCAAUUGAAGCAAAGAAUGAACAGUUGAAACAAUUAAUCAAUCAAUAUCUUGCACCACAAAACAAAGAUGAAGAAGAUAUUGAUGAAAACGAAGCAACAAAACAAAGAUUGAUUGAAUUGACAUUAGAAAACGAAAGACUCAAAGCAACAGCUCCAACUGAGCAAGAAAAGUCUCAAGAAGAAAAUGAAAAUGAUUCAGUCUUUUCAUCAGGAGAAGGCGUUUCAAUCGAAAGCAAAGAUGUCAACAAAGAAGAUUUGGAUAACUUCAGAGUUAUUGAUGUUCAACAAUUGGAGAAUAGAUACAACGAAAUGACUAAAGAUGAAUUGCAAAAAGAAUUGCAAUUAUUGGAAGAAGAAAACGGAAACUUAAAGGAUUCUUCAGUAGAAUCAAUUGAUCCAAAGACAGAAAACGAGAAACUUCAAUUACAAUUAAUGAGUAUUAUUGAAGCACAAAAUCCACAAGAAAAGUCAAUUCCUGUUGAAUCAAUCCCAGAAAUUGUUAUUCCAACAUCGAAACAAAACAACAAAUCCGUUGAAAUUCAAACAGAACUUCAUGAUUUGCUAUCUGAACAGAAUGAAAAAGAACCAGAAACAUCCAAUGAUUUUGAAGAAAUGUAUCAUAAAAUCAAAGAUGAAAACGAGUUACUUUCCAUUGAUAAUUCUCAAAAGAAGGAAGAAAUCAAUCGCUUGAAUGAUCUUCAAUCUAAAUAUCAAAAGGAAAUUGAAUCUCUUCGUCAAGCUCUUGAUGAUCUCAAGAACAAGGUUUAUGAAGAAGAUUCUGAUGAACCAGUUGUUGUUGUUACAAGAGAUCUCACAUUUGAUGAUGAAGAUGAUGAAUCAACACUUCACGAUAAGAAUGAUAAACUUCAAGAAUUACUUUAUGAUCAACUUAAACAACAAGAAAAGAUGAAAUCCGAAUCAUCUUCUCUUUCAUCAAAUGAAAACAAAGAUAAAGAAAUUAAUGAAGAAUUAGAAACAGCGAAGAAACAACUUGAACAACUUCAGAAAGAAAACUUCAGACUUCGUUGCCUCCAUAAGGAUGAAUCAAAGAAGAAACCAAAGAAACAUCAUUCUAAGAAACAAAAGAAAUCUGAAGAAAUCAAAGCUCCUGUAAUUUCUGAACAAUCUCCUGAAGAAAUGACAUUAGAAGAACUUCAGAAGGAAAUCAAUAGAUUAAACACACACAACCAAGAGUUAGAAGCAUCACCAAAACUUACAUUCGAAGAACAACAAGAAAUCAACAAAUCUCUUCAGGAACAACUCAAAGAUAUUAUGACAAAGCCUUCUCAGAUGAAUGACAUUGAAGUUCAAGUUAAUUUCAAUGAAUUAUUAAAUCAGAAUCAAGUUAACAACGAAUUUGUUGCUGAUGAAAAAGAUGAUCAUUCAACAAUUCGUGCAAAGAAUGAACAACUUCAAGAGUUAUUAUUCAACAAUGAGAAACAAGAAAGCGAAGAUGGAAAUGUUUCUGAAGAACUCGAGAAUGCGAAGAAGCAACUCGAGCAACUUCAGAAAGAAAACUUCAUGCUCAGAUUAAUCCAGAAUGAACAAGAAAAAUCCAAACCUGAAGAAGAAAAACAAGAAAUCGAACCAAUUGUUAUUGAUAACAAAGGAAAGACAAUCGAAGAAAUCAAUGAAGAGAUUCAAAAGAUUUCUAAUGAGAACAAAGAACUCAAAGAGUCUCAGUCAGAAAUGACAAUUGAGGAAGAAAGAAAUCUUAAUGAGAAACUUCAAGAUUUGUUGAAUAAGAGACUUGAUGACAAUAAAUCAACUGAUGUAGAUAAAGAUUACAAAUCUAUGUAUCAAGAUAAGUGCCAAGAAAAUGAAUUACUUUGCGCAGAACUUAAUGAGAAACAGGCAGAAAUAGCAAGACUUGAAGAAACGAUUCAAAAAAUUCAAUUGAAACAACCUGAGAAGAGUGAAUCAUCAUUACAAUCAGAAGUUACUCCAGUUGAUGAAAAACUCGUUGCAGAUGAUUCAGAUAAUGAAGAAAGUUUGCAUGAAAAGAAUGUUCAACUUCACAAACUUCUAUUUGAACUCCAAUCACAAACAGAGAAAGAUCAAAACAAAUAUCAAGAAAAUGAUAAAGAUAAAAUAUCAGAACAACAUGUUCCUAAACAAAACGAAUCCGAAUCAGACGAACUUGCUAUUGCUAAGAAACAACUUGAACAACUUCAGAAAGACAAUUAUCGUCUUUUAUGUCUUCAAAAAGAACAAAACAAGAAGAAGCAGAAACAAAAUCAUAAACCUAAACAUAAGAAGACUAAGAAAUCCAAGAAACAAGAAGAAGACAAAGCAGAAAUUCAAGCCAUUGAAGAAGUUCAAUCAAAUGAAAUCAAAUCUGAAUUCGAUACUAAAUCUCAAGAACAAAUUCCAGAGAAUGAUCUCUCUUCCAAACAAGAAUCUUCAUCGAAUGAAUCUAUACCAAAUGAAACUAAUGAACCCGAAGAAAUCAACAAAUCAGAACCAGAACUACAAAUUGAACCCAAAGAAGAAAUUGUUGAGGAAGUUUCAGCAGAGCUAGAAAGUAAAGCCAGAAGUGAACAUAAAUCAGAAUCAUCGAAUUCAUCAUCAUCCGAUUCAGAAACAGAUAAUAAUGAACAUCAUGACAAAGUAGAUGAAUCCUAUUCUGAUCAUAAAGCUAAUAAUGAUGCAUCAUAUUCAGAUAAUGAAUCAGAAAGUGAAGAAGAAUCAAUAGAAGAACAAGUACCAGUUUCUAUUUCAACCGAUGGAAUGACACUUGAAGAGAUCCAAGAAGAAAUUUCACGUCUUGAGAACAAUAACAAAGAACUUGAAGAGUCAAGUCCACUUUCCCUUGAAGAACAACGUCAAUUCAACGAAGAACUUCAAGAACAACUUCAAACACUUAUUUCUAAUCAAUCCACCAAGUAUUCCACACAUCAACCAAGUAUCGAAACAACAGACGAAAUUACUCAAGUUGAAUUUUCAGAUCUCGUUUCUCAAAACACUGUAGAGUCAACACCAGAAACAAACAAUAUUGACGAACUCAAUGAGAAGUAUCAGAUUCUUGUUUCAGACAACAUUAAGAAAGAUGAUGAACUUAAGAGACUUUCAAAUGAAUCAAGUGAACUUAAAGCAGAACUUGAGUCAUUGAGAAAACAAUUAUCUGAAUUGAAGGCAUCUUAUGAUGUAUCAGAAAAAUCUCCUGUUGUUGAUCAAUUUACUCAAGCUGAUAUUGCAGAGUUUAUCCAAUACGUUUCUGUACCAGAAACAACAUUAACUGCUCAAGAUAAUGAUGAUGCCGAAGAAAUUCGAAAUAAGAAUAAGAAACUUCAAGAAAUGAUUCAGAAUGAACUUAAAUCACUUGAAAGUAAACCAAGCAAUAGCCAAGAAGAAGAACUUGCCAAUGCUCAACUUCAACCUGAACUUCUUCGUCAAGAAAACAAUCGACUUCAAUUACUCACACAAAACAAGUCCAAAGAAACCGAACCAGAAAAUAUCAAAGAAGAACAGAAAUCAAUCACUGAACAGCAUUCAUCUGCAGAACAACAAGAACUUUCAUCCAACAAGCCAACUAAUGAUGAAGAAGCCCCAAUUGAUCAACUUUCCACAUCACAACAACAAGAGCAUUCAUCAGAUUCUAGUGAAUCAGAUUCAUCCGAUUCUUCAGAAUCAGUUAAAGAAACAGAAACUAAGCAAUCAGAGCCAGAGAAAGAAAAGAAUCUUGAAGAUAUCAAACGAGAGAUUGAAGAACUUAAGCAAAAGAACGAACUUAUGUAUUCUGAAGUUGAAUCCACUCCACAAAAUCUUGAAACGGAACUUUCACUUAACGAACAACUUCAAGAACAACUUCGAACUCUUCAAAAGGACAAACCAAUUGAAAUUCAAUCUGAAGAAAAUGAAACUGUUGACAACACCGAUUACAAGAAAUUAUAUGAAGACAGUAAGUUCACAAAUACUCUUCUUUCCGAAGACAACAAACAAAAGACAAAUGAAAUCACAAGACUUAAUGAUUUGUUACAAGACUUACAAUCAGAACUCGAAGAACUCAAAUCUUCACUCCAAGAACAGAAUUCCAAUAAACCAGACUCUGAAACACCAGUUAUCAGUCGAGAUCUUGUUGCCGAUGACAAUGACGAUCAACAUGAUGUUCAUGAUAAGAACUCUCAACUUUAUGAUCUCAUCAGUGACCAACUUAACAAACCAGGAUUUGACUCAUAUCAAAAUGUAUCUGAUAAUAAUUCUCAAGAAGGAGAUUCUAAUCAGGUCAAAUCAGAACAAGAUAAAGUUGAUGAAACGCAAGGAAAUUCUGAAGAACUUGAAAUUGCGAAGAAGCAACUCGAAGCUCUUCAGAAGGAGAACUUCAAAUUAAAGUGCAUCAAUAACGAGAUCAAUAAGAUCAAAGGCAAAGACAAACAUAAGAAGAAGAAAUCGCACAAGAAACCCAAAGUUGACUCAGAAACGAAACCAGAAACAAGUUCUAUUACAGAAGAACCGCUUCAAACAGUUUCAGAAGUUCAGCCACAAGAAGAAUCAAUACCAGAAAAGUCCACACCACAAGAAUUAGAAACCGAUGUCGAACGAGAAACAAUCAUCGAAAAUACUAAUGAACCAGAACAAUUACAUCCAAACGAUAUUGAAAACAAAUCGCAAAUAGAUACAGAUAACAUAAUUUCAGAAGAAGUUAAGACACCAGAAACAAAGAUCGAUUCAAGUGAUAAGAAACUAUCAUCGUCAGGUUCAUCUAGUUCAUCGGAGUCAGAAUCAGAAUAUGAAUCAGGAGAUGAAAAUGAGAAAGAGAACGAACAUGAAAAUGAAGAUAAUGAUAAAGAAUCAGAAGAAAUUCCGAAGAAUAUUAGCAUUAUCAAUGUUGAAGGCAAGAGUCUUGAAGAGCUUCAAGAAGAGAUUUCACGUCUUCGUGAAGAAAACAAAGAUCUUUCAAACACCCAUCCUCCACUCACAGUUGAAGAAGAACGUCAACUUAACGAAUCUCUUCAAACCCAACUCAAACAACUCAUUUCUCAACAACAACAAGAUAAACAAGAUCAUAAAGAAGUUGAUAAGACCGAUUCAAUUACACAAACAGAUCUAAUCGAAUUGCUUAACAAUGAAAAGCCAUCAGUGUCAACAGAAAUUUCAGAAGAUAACAAAGAAAAUGUUGAUUUCGAGAAGUUGUACAAAGAUAUUAUAUUAUCAAAUGAACUUCUUUCAACAGACAACAAGAACAAAUCAGAAGAAAUCAAGCGAUUGAAUGAAAUUGUUUCUAACAUCAAACCAGUUGUCGAAGUUGAGAAAGAAGAUUCAUUCACCCAAAUUAACUUCAGCGAAAUUAUUAACUCAAUUCCAGUUGUUAUUAACGAAGAAAGAAAUAAAUCACCCGAAACAACAUUUGUUGCCGAAGAUAAUGAUGAUGCAGAAGAAAUUCGAAACAAGAAUAAGAAACUUCAAGAAAUGAUUCAGAAUGAACUUAAAUCACUUGAAAACAAACCAAGUAACAGUCAAGAAGAAGAACUUGCUAAUGCUCAACUUCAACUUGAACUUCUUCGUCAAGAAAACAAUCGACUUCAAUUACUUACCCAAAACAAGUCUAAAGAAACCGAACCCGAAAAUAUCAAAGAAGAACAGAAAUCUAUUAUUGAACAGCAUUCAACAACAGAGCAACCACAACAUUCAUCCAACAAGAUAACUAAUGAAGAAGGAAAAGGAUUAGAUCAACAUUCUACAUCAGAUCAACAAGAACAAAAAUCUAAUUCAAGCGAAUCAGAAUCUGUAUCCGAAAUUAAACCAUCAGAACAAGAAUCGAAUGAUAAUGUUGAUGACACACAAUCAGAACCAGAGAAAGAAAAGAAUCUUGAAGAUAUCAAACGAGAGAUUGAAGAACUUAAGCAAAAGAACGAAUUAAUGUAUUCCGAAGUAGAAUCAGCUCCACAAAAUCUUGAAACCGAACUUUCACUUAAUGAACAUCUUCAAGAACAACUUCGAACUCUUCAAAAGGACAAACCAACUAAUGAUGAAAAAGACUCAGAAAAAGAUAAAUCCACAGAUGACACAAAUUACAAGAAACUUUAUGACGACAGUACAUUCACUAUUUCUCUUCUUUCUGAAGAUAACAAACAGAAGACAAAUGAAAUCUCAAGACUCAAUGAAUUAGUCACUUCGUUAGAAAAAGAACUCGAAAAUCUUCAAAAUCAACAGAUUCAACCAGAAGUUCAUCAAGAAUUAGUUGCAGACGAGAAUGAUGAUAAGAAUCUUAUUCAUGAAAAGAAUCUUCAGCUUCAAAAUCUUAUUAUGAACAGUAUUCAUAAUGAACCAGAAACAGAUCAAACACAACCAGUCAGUAAUGAACAAUCUGAUGAAUUAGAAAUUGCAAAGAAACAACUUGAAGAACUCCAGAAAGAGAACUUCAAACUCCGUUGCAUAAACCAUGAAAUUAACAAGAUGAAAGGCAAAGACAAGCCAAAGAAGAAAUCUCAUAAGAAGUCUAAACAUGAAUCAGAACAGAAGUCAGAAAAUAUUGAAAACCAACAACUCCCAGAAGAAACAGAAAUUGUUUCAGAAACACAAGACAAAGUCAUUGAAAAUGAAAUUGUUCUACAAGAAGAAAUCAAGACUGACAUAGAUCAACUACAUGAAGCUAAAGAAUCUUCAUCCUCUUUUUCAUCAGAUUCUUCAGAAAAUGAAGAAGAAGUUCCAACUCAAAUAUCAAUUUCUACUGAAGGAAAAACAUUAGAAGAGAUCCAGAACGAAAUCAAUAAGAUUUCUGAAGAGAAUAAAGAUCUUCAGUCAUCACAUCCAGAUCUUACAAUUGAUGAAGAGCGCAAACUCAACGAAUCUCUUACUAACCAACCCCAAGAAAUUCUUUCCAAACAAGAAAAGACAGAGAAAGCCAAGAACAUUGAUAUUAGUACUCAAACAGAUCUUCACGAACUUAUGGCCAAUAAAGAAUUACCAGAAGAAAUUGUUCCACACGCUUUACUUGCUGAUGAGAAUGAUGAUAUUAAGUCUCUUCGUGACAAGAACCUCAAGUUCUACGAUUUACUUAUGAAUCACAUUCUCAGUGAAGAUACAAAGAAACAGCCAGAAGAAGAGAAUCCAUCUGAUGAAUUAGAGAUUGCCAAGAAACAGCUUGACUUCCUUCAGAAAGAGAACUUCAAACUUCGUUGUUUGAACCAUGAACUCAAUAAGAUUUCUGGCCAAGGUAAAGGAAAAGGAAGAAGAAGAUCUAAAUCAAGAAAGUCAAAGUCAGAUGAUCCAGAAAUUUUCAUUGAGCCUCAACCAAAUGACAACAAUGAAAAUGAAGAUUUGCCACAACCAAAUGUUGUUUCUACUGAAGGAAAACAACUUGGAGAGCUCAAUGAAGAAAUAGAAAAGCUUCGUAAUGAUAACAAAGAACUUGAAGAACACCAGCCAACACUUACUCUCGAAGAAGAACGCAAUCUUAAUAAAUCAAUUGGUACUUCACUUCAAAAUCUUCUUCAGAAGCAACAAUCAGAAAAUAAUGAUUAUAAGUUAUUGUAUGAAGAAAAGUGUAAAGAAAAUGAACUACUCAUUGCUGAACUCAAUGAUAAACUAGCUGAACUAUCUCGACUUCAUGAAGCAAAGAAUGAAGAUAAGCAAGAAACACAAAAUGAGCCUUCAUUACAAUCGGAAGUUAAACCAGUUGAUGAAAAAUUUGUUGCAGAUGAUUCAGAUAAUGAAGAAAGUUUGCAUGAAAAGAAUGUUCAACUUCACAAACUUCUAUUUGAACUCCAAUCACAAACAGAGAAAGAUCAAAACAAAUAUCAAGAAAAUGAUAAAGAUAAAAUAUCAGAACAACAUGUUCCUAAACAAAACGAAUCCGAAUCAGACGAACUUGCUAUUGCUAAGAAACAACUUGAACAACUUCAGAAAGACAAUUAUCGUCUUUUAUGUCUUCAAAAAGAACAAAACAAGAAGAAGCAGAAACAAAAUCAUAAACCUAAACAUAAGAAGACUAAGAAAUCCAAGAAACAAGAAGAAGACAAAGCAGAAAUUCAAGCCAUUGAAGAAGUUCAAUCAAAUGAAAUCAAAUCUGAAUUCAAAGAUCAAGAACAAACACCAGAGAAUGAUCUCUCUUCCAAACAAGAAUCUUCAUCGAAUGAAUCUAUACCAAAUGAAACUAAUGAACCUGAAGAAAUCAACAAAUCAGAACCAGAACUACAAAUUGAACCCAAAGAAGAAAUUGUUGAGGAAGUUUCAGCAGAGCUAGAAAGUAAAGCCAGAAGUGAACAUAAAUCAGAAUCAUCGAAUUCAUCAUCAUCCGAUUCAGAAACAGAUAAUAAUGAACAUCAUGACAAAGUAGAUGAAUCCUAUUCUGAUCAUAAAGCUAAUAAUGAUGCAUCAUAUUCAGAUAAUGAAUCAGAAAGUGAAGAAGAAUCAAUAGAAGAACAAGUACCAGUUUCUAUUUCAACCGAUGGAAUGACACUUGAAGAGAUCCAAGAAGAAAUUUCACGUCUUGAGAACAAUAACAAAGAACUUGAAGAGUCAAGUCCACUUUCCCUUGAAGAACAACGUCAAUUCAACGAAGAACUUCAAGAACAACUUCAAACACUUAUUUCUAAUCAAUCUCCUCAGCCGCAAGAAAAUGAGACCGAUUAUAAGAAACAAUACGAAGAUCUGAAGACAAAGUUUGAUAAGAUUUCAGCUGAAAACUCCGUAAAAUCAGAUGAAAUUAAACGUCUCACAGCAGCACUUGAAAAGUUGAAAGCUGAAUUGGAAGUUGCCAAGGAGGAUUCAUUUACACAAAUUGAUUUUGCCGAAUUAAUGUCUGCAGUUGUUUCAGAACAACCAGUAUCCAUAAAUCUUGUUGGAACCCAAAAUGAUGAUGCAGAAGAAAUUCGAAACAAGAAUAAGAAACUUCAAGAAAUGAUUCAGAAUGAACUUAAAUCACUUGAAAGUAAACCAAGCAAUAGCCAAGAAGAAGAACUUGCUAAUGCUCAACUUCAACUUGAACUUCUUCGUCAAGAAAACAAUCGACUUCAAUUACUUACACAAAACAAACCAGAAAGCAAAACAACCAAUGAAGGAGAAUUAGAAGAAGAAAAAGCCCAAAUUGAUCAACGUUCAUUAUCUGAUGAUAAAGAAUCAAAGAAUUCAAGCGAAUCAGAUUCAUCCGAUUCUUCAGAAUCAGUUAAAGAAACAGAAACUAAGCAAUCAGAGCCAGAGAAAGAAAAGAAUCUUGAAGAUAUCAAACGAGAGAUUGAAGAACUUAAGCAAAAGAACGAACUUAUGUAUUCUGAAGUUGAAUCCACUCCACAAAAUCUUGAAACGGAACUUUCACUUAACGAACAACUUCAAGAACAACUUCGAACUCUUCAAAAGGACAAACCAAUUGAAAUUCAAUCUGAAGAAAAUGAAACUGUUGACAACACCGAUUACAAGAAAUUAUAUGAAGACAGUAAGUUCACAAAUACUCUUCUUUCCGAAGACAACAAGCAAAAGACAAAUGAAAUCACAAGACUUAAUGAUUUGUUACAAGACUUACAAUCAGAACUCGAAGAACUCAAAUCUUCACUCCAAGAACAGAAUUCCAAUAAACCAGACUCUGAAACACCAGUUAUCAGUCGAGAUCUUGUUGCCGAUGACAAUGACGAUCAACAUGAUGUUCAUGAUAAGAACUCCCAACUUUAUGAUCUCAUCAGUGACCAACUUAACAAACCAGGAUUUGACUCAUAUCAAAAUGUAUCUGAUAAUAAUUCUCAAGAAGGAGAUUCUAAUCAGGUCAAAUCAGAACAAGAUAAAGUUGAUGAAACGCAAGGAAAUUCUGAAGAACUUGAAAUUGCGAAGAAGCAACUCGAAGCUCUUCAGAAGGAGAACUUCAAAUUAAAGUGCAUCAAUAACGAGAUCAAUAAGAUCAAAGGCAAAGACAAACAUAAGAAGAAGAAAUCGCACAAGAAACCCAAAGUUGACUCAGAAACGAAACCAGAAACAAGUUCUAUUACAGAAGAACCGCUUCAAACAGUUUCAGAAGCUCAGCCACAAGAAGAAUCAAUACCAGAAAAGUCCACACCAGAGCAUGUUAAUGAGGAUGAUAACUCAGAAACACCAAUUGAUAAAAUUGAAAAUGAUUCAAAAGAAGCAGAAACUGCGGUUAUGCCAGAAAGAAUUAAUAUUCCGGAAGUCAAAAUUGCGCAUAGUGAUAAGAAACCAUCAUCAGGUUCAUCUAGUUCAUCAGAAUCUGAGUCAGAAUCAGAAUAUGAAUCAGGAGAUGAAAAUGAGAAAGAGAACGAACAUGAAAAUAUAGAUAAUGAUAAAGAAUCAGAAGAAAUUCCGAAGAAUAUUAGCAUUAUCAAUGUUGAAGGCAAGAGUCUUGAAGAGCUUCAAGAAGAGAUUUCACGUCUUCGUGAAGAAAACAAAGAUCUUUCAAACACCCAUCCUCCACUCACAGUUGAAGAAGAACGUCAACUUAACGAAUCUCUUCAAACCCAACUCAAACAACUCAUUUCUCAACAACAACAAGAUAAGCAAGAUCAUAAAGAAGUUGAUAAGACCGAUUCAAUUACUCAAACUGAUCUUAAUGAAUUAUUCAACAAUGAAAAGCAAUCAAUAUCAUCAGGAAUUUCAGAAGAUAACAAAGAAAAUGUUGAUUUCGAGAAGUUGUUUAAUGAUAUUAUAUUAUCAAAUGAACUUCUUUCAACAGACAACAAGAACAAAUCAGAAGAAAUCAAGCGAUUGAAUGAUCUUAUCAACUCAAUGCAGAUGGAACAAAAGAAACCAGAGAAAACAGCUUAUUUCGAUGCAGCAACUGUUGCAACAGGUUCAUCUCAAAGUGUUUAUCUCAGUGACAGAAAAGAUGCAUCCAGUUGCACAGACCUCUUAUCCAUGGAUCAACAAGGCAACAAAAUUGACAAAGAGCUCAUUGCUGAUAUUGAUGAUGACAUCGAAAGUCUUCAUGAUAAGAAUAUCAAGUUACAUGAACUUCUCCAUUCACAGCUUCACAAAGAAUAUGAACCAACUAAUGAAGAUAGUGAUGAUGAAGAUACAGAUCAUAACGACUACAGAGGAUCAGGAAGUCUUCUUGUUGAUGGUCUCGAUAUGAUGAAGAGUGAAUUAGAAAAUCUUCAGAAAGAAAAUGCUCGACUUCGCAGCCUCAAACGAGAACAAGAUAAAGGUUGUGGAAAGAAGAAACGUAAGACAAAGAAACUUUCUCAAAAUGAUUCUCCACUUUUAUCAAAUGUUGAAGAAAGUGAUGAUGAUAGUUCAUCAUCUUCUUCAUCUGAUUCAGAAUCAGAAAGUGAAGAAAUGAAUCAAGUUAAUGCUGAUGAAAUGUCUCAAGAAGAAUUACAAGAUGAAAUCGAUCGUCUUCGUAAUGAAAACGAUGAACUGAACUCUGCACAGUUGAAUCUCGAAGAAGAGAGGAAACUUAAUAAAGCACUUCAGAACAAGUUGAACAAACUUCUUGCAGAACAAUCAUCACAAAAUGAAGAAGAUCCUGAUGACGAAAUCAACGAAGAUUUGUUGAACCUCUACAUGUCUAAUUGCAAAGAAGGAGGUCAUCCACAUCAUCAUAACGAACAACAAGAAAAUAAUAAUACAGAUUAUGAUGAACUCAAAUCUGACAUUCAAUCACUUAAGAUGCAGAUUUCCAAGCAACAAAAGAUGUAUCAGGACAAGUGCCAAGAAAAUAAGAAUCUCAGAGCUCAACUCAAAGAAAUUACUGGAAAAGAACCAGAAGUCAACAGUCAAGUUGAUGAUAAUUCUAAUGAUGAAUCAGAAGGACUCAAAUUAGAAUUAGAAUCAUUAAGAGAGCAAUUAUCAAAGUUGAAUUCUGUUUCUAAAUCCGAAAUUUCUAUUCAAACAGAGGUUUCAGAAAUCAGCGUUUCUGCUUCAGAUCUCAAAUCAAUGAACAAACAACUUAAAUCUAAAUUAGACGACAAAUUAGCUCAACUCGAUUCUAAGCCAGUAGCAACAGAAGAAGAUGAAUUUGCCAAAGCAAGACUACAACUUCAACUUCUUCAAGCAGAAAACGACAGACUCAAUGCAAUUCAGAGCAAAGGAAAAGAAGAUUCCAAGCCAAAGAAGUCUCGUAAGUCAAAGAAGUGCCACCACAAAGUUGAAGAAAAGAAACAAACCGAAGAUUCUGAAACGCAAGAAGAGAAUGAAAAGAAGCCAGUAGAGAAAGAAGAAAUACAACAAAUUGUUAAGGAAGAAAAACCAGAAGCAAAUAAUGAAGAUAUCGUUAAAGAAGAUAAAUCGACUGAAAAUGAAAAAAUCAAACAAAUUGAUCAAGAAGAGAAGCAUGAAGAAAUUAAAGAAGAAGUUACUAAAGAAGACAAACAAGUUGUUGAAGAACAGGUACCACAAAAGAUCGAAGAGAAGUCAUCAAAUAACGAAGAAGAAGCAAUUACACUUAAACUUGAAAAUCAAGAAGAAAGCAAGGCUCUUGUUGCUUCAAUUCCAUCAUUUGAAUCUUCAUCAGCUUCAGGUGAUGAAACAGAAGAGCAAAAGGAAGAAGAAACAAAUGAAGAAUCCAAGAAAGCAGAGUCUUCAUCAGAUGAAUUAUCUGAUUCAUCAGAUUCUGAAGAAGAUCAAGGAGCAUAUUAUUCUGAAUCAUCUUCAUAUUCUUCAGACGAUGAUACAGAACCAAUAUCUAAGGAUAAGAAUCUUGAGGAUAUGAGAAAGAUGAUUGAAGAAUUGAAACAAAAGAAUGAAGAACUCUACCAGAAAGUUGAAAACCUUCCACUCAAUAAAUCUGAUGAACAUGUACUCAAUGCUCAACUUCAGCAGCAGCUCGAUACUUUGGAUGUUGUUACUCCCGAACAAGUUGAAGAAGGUUCUGAUGUUGAUUACAAAGAACUUUAUAAUGAAAAAGUUGAGAAAAUCAAUCGUCUCAAAUCCGAAUUAUCUGCUCUCAAGAACAUCACCAAGGAUAAUUCAACAACACAAACAGAUCCAGUCAUCAUCAUUGAUCAAACAGAAGUUGUUCAAUCUAAAGUCAUCAAACCAGAGCUCAUUGCAAAUGAAAAAGAUGAUGAAUCAGCAAUUCAAGAGAAGAACAACAAACUCGAAGACAUGUUAUUCGAGUUACUCAAUAAGAAAGAAGAAGAAAAGCAACAGAAAGAUAAUGAUGAACUUGCUGAAGUUAAGAAACAAUUAGAAGAACUUCAAAAGGAGAAUUUCAAACUUCAUUUGAUCAAUCAACAAAAGAAUAAAUCAGAAGAAGAGAAACCAAAUUAUGUUUCUCCACAAGGGUUGACAGUUGAAGAACUCCAGCAAGAAAUUGCCAAACUUCAGGAUGAAAACAAACAACUAAAGCAAUUCGAAUCUCUUUCACCUGAAGAAAUCCGUGAAUUGAACAACAAUCUUCAGAACGAAUUGCAAGAAAUCUUAACAAGGAAUGAACCAGAAUUGAGUGAUUCAGGAGAAAUUCCAAUAGAAGAAUCUUCAAUUGACUUCAAGAAACUCUAUGUUUCUAAAUGCCAAGAAGUUGAUGACUUCAAAUCGAAACUUUCUGAAAUACAAAAUGUUUCUAAAUCAGAUACAUUUGUACAAACAGAAAUUGUCAAUCAUAAUGUAUCAGAUGAAUUAAUUGCAUCAGAUAAUGAUGAUCAAAAGUCAAUCCACGAAAAGAACUUACAAUUGCAGCAAUUAGUUCAAGAAGAAUUACAAAAGGCUCUUAAAGAACAAAAUAACAACCAGCCAACUCAAAAUGAACUUGAGUUGAUGAAGAAUCAUCUUGAACAAUUGAUUGAAGAAAACUCUAAAUUACGUUCAAAGAGGAAGAAACACAAUAAAGGAAAAGAUUCUUCUUCAUCAUCAAGUUCAGAAGAUGUCAACAGUUCCAAGAUUGAUAGUUUGUCAUUGGAAGAAAUGAGAAAACAAAUUGAAGCGUUGACAGCUCAAAACAGACAAUUGGAAGCUUCAUCACCAAGAUCAUUAUCAGAAGAGAAACAAAUGAACGAAGAACUUCAGAAACAAUUGCAAGAAAUCACUAAAUCAAUCAACAAACUCAAUACUCCAACAGAUCCUGAAGAAUUGAAGAAACAAUACGAAGAGAAAUGCCUUGCAAACGAUUUACUUGCAGAUGAAAACGAAAAGAAGUCUAAAGAAAUCAAGAGAUUGGAAGAUUUGUUGAAUGAUUAUCGAUCCAAACUUGAAAAUCAAAACUCUGAAUUCAAUCCAAGAGAAUUGAUUGAAAAGGAUAAAUCAGAUUAUCAACAAUUCAACGAAUUACUUGGAAAAGAAAUUGUUGAACUCGGAAUUUAUGAUGAAGAUACUCUUCAAACUGCCAUAGAAAAUGUUAAACUUGAACUUGAAUUAACAAAGCUUCAAGAAGAUGGUAAAUUCAUGCGUGAUUUCGCCAAGAAAUCAGGAAAGAAACUCAAACCAGCAAUUUACAAAUAUGAGAUUGAUACAAGUAAAGUUGCUAAGUCUUGCAUUGUUUUAAGUGACGACGAUGAAGAAGAAAAUGAUGUUUCAAAUUAUCAUAAAGAGUUAGAAGAAAAGAUAAGAAACAAGAAGUUUGAAAAUAACAAUAUCCUUGAGCAAUUAUCUGACUCUAAUUUACCACAACUUCCAUCAACAAUUUCUAUUGAAACCGAAUAUGAAAAUUCAAGCCAAAUUGAUUACGAAAAAGAAAACGCAAUUGAACAUCAAAUCAACAAGAAAUUGUUGGAAGUUUUACUUAAUGGAAAUGGACCAGCCCAAAUUGCUUCUCGUGAUGUUCAAUUCAGUGACAUUGAAGAAACACAAGAUGUUGACCAGUUGAAGAGCAUAAUUCAGAAGAAAGAUGAAUUAAUCAAGAAGUUACAAAAUGAAAUGGAAAAGAAAGUUAAAGUGAACAUUGACAAAGAAACCCAAGUUGAAGCAACAUUGAUGACAGAAGAAAAGAACAAACUCAAGCAUAAGUUACAAUUAUUACAACAAGAAAACGAGAAACUUCAAGCUUUGGUCAAAGACGAUGAGAUUUCUAUUCUUCCUGUUGGUUCAAUCAUUGAUGACAUUGAACUCGCUGAAGUUCCAGAAGAAACACCAAUAGACCACGAAAAGAGAUUGACUGAAGCUGUUGAAGCUAAAGCUCUCAGACAAAUCGCUUUGUUGCAAAAGAGAGCAAGAUUAUUACAGAAGAGAUUGGAUGAAAUUACAGAAGAUUCCAAACAGAAAGAACCAGAAAAUCCAGUGACAAUUCAUCAAUCAGAUAUGGAGCUACAAAAUGGAGAAACAGAAGAUGAAAGACUCACAAGAGUUCUCGCAAUUGCACAAGCAUCGAAUCAAGCAGAGAUUGAGAGAUUGAAGAACAAACUCAAAGCAGCAGGAGUCAUCGAAUCAACUGAUGAAUUCAACUGCAGAGACAUCAAAUUGGAAGAAAUUCCAGGAGAAACAGAAGAAGAAAAGAUGGAAAGAUACAAAGAUGCAAUUGACGAACAAGCAAAUGGAAUCAUUAGAAACUUGAGAUCUAUCAUUAACGAAAAUAACAUUGAUCAGCCAGAAUUCCAAGAAUUAGUUGUCAGAGUUCCAAAGAACAAUCUUGGAAAAGCCAAAGAUCAAAUGCCAACUAAAGUUUCAUUGAUCGCUCCACCUCAACCGAUUGAACAAACAAAGAUACAACCAUUGGUUGAAUUGGCUGAUAAAGUUCCAGAAAAGAAUAUUCUCAAAGAAAUCGAGAAUUUCAUUGAGAACAAACAGCAAAUGUUCCUUGAUAAACUCAUUGAAAAAGACAACAGAAUUGAAGAGUUGCAAAUGCAAAUUGAACAACUCAAACAACCUCCAACAACAACAUUUGUUGCAGAAGAACAAGUUCCAUUAUCAGAAAUCCAAGCAGAAAAUGAAGAAGAAAGAAACCAGAAGUAUAUCCAAGCAGUUGAAGAAAGUGCAAACAAGAAGAUUGCUUCCCUCGAAUCUCAGCUCAAAUUGCAAGAGCUCCAGAAGAAAGAACUUGAAGAAAAGAUUGCAAAGAUCGAAGAAAGCAGUCAAGGAAGUAUUCCAAGCACAGAAAUCUCAGAAAAGGAUGAAGAGAUACAAAGAUUACAAGAUCAACUGAAAUUGUUAACAGAAUUCAAACCAGAAACGAAACUUUCCUUCGAAAAUGUUCAUAUAGAAGCAAUUCCAGGUGAAUCUAAAGAAGACACAUUAAAGAGAUUCAAUGAAAAAGUCGAACAAUUAGUUAAUGACAAAGUCAAGGAAUUACAUGAAAAGACACUAGAACAAGCAGAAAGAUUGAAAGAACUUGAAGCAGAAUUAGAGAGAAAGAACUUAGAAAAGAUCAAGAGUGAUGUAAUGUUUAAUGUUGAUGAAGUUAAAGUUGAACACAACAAUGAUGAAACACCAGAAGAAUUCCAAAACAAACUCGCCAAACAAAUUGAAGCCAAGGCAAAUGCAAAGAUCAUGACAUUAUACAAUGAAAACAUGAAGUUAAGAGGACUUCUCGAGAAUGCGAAUGGUCCAGAUGUUUUAUCACCUGUUGAAGGAGAAACACCAGAAGAAAGACAAGAAAGGAUGGAGAACUUAGUCAGAGUUCUUCACAACCAAGUUCUAUUCUUAACAGAUGAUUUACAACAAACUAAAGACGAAGAAAAUGUCAAAGCAAAUGAAUUACAAGAAAAAAUCGAUUUGUUAGAUAAAGUUCAAGCAGAGAACGCAGUCAAAGAUAUGGAUAUUGCAGAGAAUAAUCAAACAAUACAGAAGUUGCAAGAGCAAAAUGAAGAACUACAGAAACAAUUAGCAGAAGCAAACAAGAAAGUCAAAGAAGCUACAGAUAACCUCGAAAACGUUCUCAAUAACCAAGCGAUGAACCAAUCAUCAUUGACGUCUACAUCUGAAUCAAUCCAAGAAUCGAAUCAAAUCGAGCCGGUCAAUAAACCACAAGAUGUCGAGAAACUUGUCCAAACAUGUAAUGACAUGAAAGGAGUCAUCAUUGAGUUGAAGAGAAGAUUGAUCAAAUCAGAGAGAUUCAGAUCAAGACUGAAAGAAGCUCAUUCUAAACUCACUAAUGUUCACAAAGGAGUUAUGCAAGUUUUGGCUGAUGCUGCUGCCAAAGCAAAUCUUUCUCUUGAAUCAUUCGAUAAUGACAAUGAAGCAAUUGCCAAAGGUGUUGUUGCAUUGAUUGACCUCGAUGAUUCCAAUUCAUUGUUGAAAUUUGUUGGUGAAACAGUCACAAACAUUUUGCAGACAUUCUCAAGUUUGGUUGGAGAGCAAAUGCAGAAGUUCUACGUGAAUGGACCAGAAGACUCCAAUUCCAUCAUGAAUGAAGCAAGGAGAAUCAGAGGCCUCAUCAAGAACUCAAUUGCAAGAACAACAGCUGACUUGAAGAAAGCACAGCAACAAGCAUUGAUGGCAGAAGAGAAGCUGAAAUCAGCACAAAUCGAAAAUAAUGAUUUGGUUGAUAAAUUCAGUGCUGAUGGAUCAUUGAAACUGAGAAAGAACUACAAAGUAUUACUUAGAAGAUGCCAGAUUUACCAAGAAAACGAAAAGCAACUUCGAGAAUUGAUUUUCAAAGCUUAUCCACAUAUCUAUGACAGUUGCUCCAAGGAAUCAAGUAUUGUAACAUUGAUGAAAGAGUUCUGCAUCAGAUAUCCACAGUUUAUGGUCGAUCUCAUUCAAGAUACAGCAGAGAAACCUCUUUUGAUGUUAGACCAUAAAGUUGCAACAUUAAAGAAGAGAUUCGAUGGCAUUAUCCAGAAAUAUGAAUUAAUUGUCAACAGAUUCUCUGUUGCAGGAAACAAGAACGCAAAUCCAGAAAUCCUAAGAAAAGUUGUUGAAUCAUAUUCUUAUGUUUUGAAGUCAUUGUUCCCACCAACAGCUAAUAUCAAUGCUUACUCGCCUUCAAGAGAUAUCCAGAAGCAGAUAAACAAGAUCAUGAAUAAUCUGAAGAAUAUUUUCAAUUUAAUUCCAAAUAGCGGAAUGCCUAAAUUACAGAACAUCAGUAGUUUAGUUCAUGGUAUCAGACAAUUCUUGAUGGCUCCAAUCGGAAUUGCACCAGAUUUAGAUAAGUCAAAUAGUGGUGAUGAAUUUUCUGUCGGAGGAAGACUGUUCGAAUACGAAAACAAGAUUCAGAGUUUGAUGGAUAUCGUUGAAUCUUCAGUUCCAUUAACAAAAGUUCUUGACCCACUUUGCGCAAUUCUUGGUGUUCAGACAACAGAAUAUUCCGAAGAAGCACUAGGAGAUAUCAUUGAUGCCCUUCGUGACAGAUGCUACGGAGCUGAGGAUACCUUCACCCAGUUCGAGGCAGCACGGAGCGCAUUGAAGAAUUUCGUAGUCGCAGUUGGAGACAAAGUUCCUCCAAAGGCUACAGAAUCAUACGAAGCACUCAAAGCAUCAUUGAAAUAA